UCGGUUCCGGUCCGGCGGGCGGCCGGCGUGCUGCGCGUGCGCGUGCGUGCGCGUCCGGAAGGCGCGAUGGCGGCGGCGGCGGUGAGCGGCGCCAAGCGCAGGCUGCGGGCCGAGCUGCGGCGGCGUCUGGCCGCGCUGAGCGCUGAGGAGCGGCGGCGCCAGUCGCGCCUGCUGACGCAAAAGGUCCUUGCCCACAGUCAGUAUCAGAAGUCCAAAAGAAUUUCCAUCUUUCUGAGCAUGCAAGAUGAAAUUGAGACAGAAGAGAUCAUCAAGGACAUUUUCCAACAAGGCAAAACGUGCUUCAUCCCUCGGUACCAGUUCCGGAGUAAUCACAUGGAUAUGGUAAAGUUAGCAUCACCCGACGAAAUCUCUUCACUUCCAAAAACGUCCUGGAAUAUUCAUCAGCCGGCCGAGGAUGAUGUCCGUGAGGAGGCUUUGUCGACAGGGGGCCUUGAUCUCAUCUUCAUGCCCGGCCUGGGAUUUGACAAGCAGGGCAACCGGCUGGGCCGGGGCCGGGGCUAUUACGAUGCCUACCUGCAGCGCUGCCUGCAGCUGCCAGGCCCGACGCCCUACACCAUCGCCCUGGCCUUCAAGGAGCAGAUCUGCCACCAGAUCCCAGUGGGCGAGCAUGACAUGAGGGUGGACGAAGUCCUCUGUGAAGACCCCUGUGAGGCAGAGGACAACGCCCUCGGUGAAGCGCCUUGAGCCAGAUGACCAUGCUGAGCAACAGCUGAAGAGAAUAUGUGUUCCCUUGUCAAAGUUGAAAUUGCUCAUUAAAGUGAACAUGGACUGUG
Cavia porcellus (domestic guinea pig) is the source of this 794-nucleotide messenger RNA. RefSeq names its product methenyltetrahydrofolate synthetase (gene Mthfs). Gene Ontology annotation, molecular function: 5-formyltetrahydrofolate cyclo-ligase activity. NCBI's taxonomy places the organism in Eukaryota, Metazoa, Chordata, Mammalia, Rodentia, Caviidae. The transcript is spliced from 3 exons. Gene Ontology annotation, biological process: tetrahydrofolate interconversion; folic acid-containing compound biosynthetic process. Gene Ontology annotation, cellular component: mitochondrion. The record is from RefSeq and is a predicted model, not a curated record. The coding region runs from base 67 to 705 and encodes 212 amino acids.